UCUACACUUCAUCAUGUGGCAUGUUUGCAAUUACUUUAUCCAGUUUACGAUCAUCGGCGUCUUGCUCGCACAAAGUGCAGAAUUGACACCGACCUACUCGACAACAAAUCCACAACAACCUACUACUCGGUGUGGGCGUUACAACGGCACUGUCUGCAAAGAUUUCCUAGAGAGAGGCGUUCGCGUCGUGAUUUCCUCAAACGAAACGCUUCAAGAGGUGGAGAAGCAACUAUCUAAAGCUUUUGCUGAGGUGCUUGAUCGCGAAGACAUACUAGAAAACUGUGCUGACAACGCGAAAGCGCUGCUAUGCCACUGGAUCUUUCCAGCAUGCGGAGACGAUAAUCGCACCCUGUCACUGUGUAAUGACAGUGUCUGCAAUGACAUUCGUGUCAUUUCCUGCUCUCGAGAUUGGACAACGCUUGAGUCCAGAAUUACAGCAAUGGGAUACUUCAACAUCUCCAACUAUAGUUGUGACACAAAUGCAGAAGUAGAGGAAAAUUGUACUGAAGUUGGCUUUCACGAUUCCUGUUUUGUUGGAGAUGGCAGAUCAUAUAGAGGCAAUAGAAACACUACUUUUGAAGGAGAUCCGUGCCAGGCUUGGGAAUCACAGACUCCAUACAGACAUGGUGAUACGCCAGACAAGCACCCUUCUUUGGCUGGACACAAUUUCUGUCGAAAUCCGGAUAAUACCAAAGUAGUUCCAUUCUGCCAUCCUCGAGUUUUAACAGCAAAUACAGACUAUAAUGAAGUCUGUGGAAUUCCAAGAUGCAGAAAUGACCCUCUCUACAAUCCAGGAAAAUGCUUUCCAGUUAACUCAACAUGGUACUGCAGCAAAUUUUUAGAUUCCACAAGACAAAUAUUUGCAGAGUCAGCAGAGUUCCUAGCAGUAGCUGACGGAGAAGCAAAAAUCCUCUUCAACGUUCUGAUAACAAAUCCUGGACUUGUUGCAACAUCUAUGUGCUUGAAACUCUUUGAAUUGAUUAUGUGUCAUCAUUUCUUUCCCUACUGCAGUCUGUCUCCAGGAUUUCCAGCACCCAUUAACGUUUGUCGAGAAGACUGCGAGACUCUGCGAGAUGUCUCAUGCAAUUCUGAGUACUCACUGGCUGUAGACUGGGUUGCUGCCACUGGUUUCAAAAUCUUAACCUUACCAAACUGCGACAGUCUUUCAAAAAUCAAUUACGAUCUACGAUUUGGAGAUCAAGGUUGUUUUGAGCUUGGAUUUUCUAAGAAUACAUCAUAUACAUCAGCAACAUAUGACUGUAUUGAUGUCAACAGUCGUGGUAUUGCAUAUAGAGGAACACAAAACACAAGUGAAAGUGGACGUCCUUGUUUGUUCUGGAGUGAUGUUUACCCACGUUCAACUAAAAUCAAUCCAGAUCAAUUUCCUUCGCUCAGAGGUCAUAACUACUGUCGUAAUCCAGCAGGGAAUGACCAUUUCGGUCCAUUCUGUUACAUCAAAGAGAAUGGACGCAUUAUAAGAGAUCUUUGUAAAAUCCCAGAUUGCAAAGCUAAAAAUGUCGACAAACCUGACAUGAAGCCUAAUGACAAAUUUAGCUUUUCUCUGACUACUACUGUGGCAAUUUCUGUUCCUUGUGGUGUUAUAGCUCUUUUGUCAUUUGUCAUUCUUGGUAUCUUUGUGUAUCGUAAGCGCCUAUCAUCCAAAAGCCAUAGCUAUCCCUCUUUUCAAUCUCCAAUGGAGGCAGAGAUCAACCCAAUGUACCUAACAAUGGAGCUGGAAAACCUCAAUUUACCAGAAGGUUUCAACUUCCCUAGCGAAAACCUUACUUUCUUGGAAGAACUAGGGGAAGGGAAUUUUGGCAAGGUUAUGAAAGCAGAGGCAGUCAACAUCUCAGGUAAAGAGGACACCACCACAGUUGCUGUAAAAACUUUAAGAGAAUCAACAAGUCUAGAGUCGUACAGAGACUUUACAAAAGAAGUUAAAGUCAUGAUGGAUAUUGAGCAUCCAAAUAUUGUACAGCUGUUGGGAGUGUCUGCUCACAUGGAAGGACUGUGUAUGAUCUUUGAGUAUAUGGCAAAGGGAGAUCUCAAUCAACUUCUUCGCUCAGCCUCGCCUGAUGUGACAAUAUCAGACAAAGAAACACAGAUCUCAAUAGAAGAAAUGAUAAUGAUGGCAGAGCAAAUAGCAAGUGGAAUGGUCUACCUUUCACAAAGACAUUAUGUCCAUCGAGACUUAGCAACCAGAAACUGUCUAGUAGCUGAGGAUAACACUGUAAAAUUGGCUGAUUUUGGUCUAACAAGAGACAUCUACAGUAAUGAUUAUUACCGUGUAGAAGGCAAAAGAGCUUUACCAAUUCGAUGGAUGUCUCCAGAGAGUAUUGUCUAUGGCAAAUUCACAGUAAGCAGUGAUGUUUGGUCAUUUGGAAUUGUUCUCUGGGAAAUAUUCACCUUCGGAAAGCAGCCAUUCUAUGGAAUCAGCAAUGAGGAGGUGGUUGAGCUUGCUGCUCACAAGAAAAUCAUAGUCUCUCCACCCCCUACGUGUCCAUUUGCUAUCGGCAACCUAAUGCUGCAAUGCUGCAACACAAAUCCAAAGAAACGGCCGACCUUUGAAGACAUCCAUUCAAACCUCACUGAGAUGCAGUUCCAACAGAAGCAAUUGAGCUAGGAAACAUUUGUCAGCUGUUAACUACUAUAUAUACACUACGUAACUAGAAAUACAUAUAACUAUGCUUCUAGUUAAAACUGCUUAAGCAGCGCAACAUUGCUAUUUCAUAAUAUUUUUCGACUUGCACUACAUCAAAUAUCACUAUCUCGCUUGAAUAAAUUAGUUAACU
Corticium candelabrum is the source of this 2792-nucleotide messenger RNA. RefSeq names its product inactive tyrosine-protein kinase transmembrane receptor ROR1-like. Gene Ontology annotation, cellular component: plasma membrane; signaling receptor complex. Gene Ontology annotation, biological process: positive regulation of phosphatidylinositol 3-kinase/protein kinase B signal transduction; protein phosphorylation; multicellular organism development. Gene Ontology annotation, molecular function: protein binding; protein tyrosine kinase collagen receptor activity; ATP binding. The coding region runs from base 14 to 2623 and encodes 869 amino acids. The transcript has 7 exons. NCBI's taxonomy places the organism in Eukaryota, Metazoa, Porifera, Homoscleromorpha, Homosclerophorida, Plakinidae. The record is from RefSeq and is a predicted model, not a curated record.